Hydractinia symbiolongicarpus is the source of this 892-nucleotide messenger RNA. RefSeq names its product mediator of RNA polymerase II transcription subunit 18-like. Gene Ontology annotation, biological process: termination of RNA polymerase II transcription; regulation of transcription by RNA polymerase II. The record is from RefSeq and is a predicted model, not a curated record. The transcript has 4 exons. Gene Ontology annotation, molecular function: transcription coregulator activity. Lineage: Eukaryota; Metazoa; Cnidaria; Hydrozoa; Anthoathecata; Hydractiniidae. Bases 156 to 761 code for a protein of 201 amino acids. Gene Ontology annotation, cellular component: mediator complex; core mediator complex.
UUUUAUGCCCAUUUUUGCAGCAACCAUUAUACAUCUAGGCCAAGUCAUCAAGUAUAUAUAUUUUAACCAGUAGUAUAUGGAAAUCUUUGGUAUGAGAAUUAUCAUACAUAAACACAAAAAUGCUGUAUGGGCAUGCAUGAAUGUCAUCUUAGAUCAUGAAUUUGCCUCAAAAUAAAAAUCAAAUUCAGUAUGUAUUAGCAGGAAGUGUUCCUGCAAGUAACCUGAAAUUUCUUUUACAUCGCUUGCGUGGAUUAUGUGAGCAGGCAGCUGUAUCAGAUAAUUGCUUUGAGGAUCAUGAAGCAGUUUAUACUAUAAAAAGUUCUACCACUAGUUCGAGUUCAGUUUCAUUUCGAGUUCGCCGUUCUCUUGCACAUACAGACGCCCCACACCAAGUUCGAUACCUAGGUGCGGUAGAAGGUAACGAUAAAAACCGUGCUGCAACGAUGAGGAAUUGUAUCGAAGUCGACACAAACGAUAGUAUAACGAGCUUUCUCGAGCAAAUUGGUUUUCAAUUCGAUCACGAAACUAUUUUGCGUGGCUUUUUGUUUCGAAAAGGCGCGAUGCGAAUUACAGUAUCGCGUUUGCAUAAAAUACCAGAGAAAGGUGUUUUCAGUAACAUGUUACCGAUGACGGAUUCGUAUUUAGUUGAACUAACGUUAAACACGCUUGUUCAGCAAGACUCGCUUUGUCUCGAAAUGAGAGCGUUCGCGGAGCAUUUAAAACCGAUCGUAUUGUUAGAAAAGAUUGAACCAAAAAGGUAGUGUGAAAGAAAAUUAUUUUAUAUUGUUUUUUUUUGUAUAUAUCAUAUUUACAGAACUAAAAAUGUUAUAUUGUAUUGUUGUUGUUGUAAAAUCUCCUUAUAUGAUGGCAAAAUUUCUCCUUAAUAGCCUAA